AUGUCUGAUCUCGGUUUUCUUCAUUAUUUUCUUGGUAUUGCUGUUCGCAGAGACAAGUCGGGAUUGUUUUUGGAUCAACGGAACUACGCAGCUGAUAUUCUUCACCGUGCGAAUAUGUCUCACUGCAAACCAUGUCGCACUCCGGUUGAUACUGCCGCCAAACUGCAAGCCGACAUUGGCGAGCCCGUUGCAGAUCCGACUCUCUAUCGCAGCCUUGCUGGUGCUCUACAGUACUUGACGUUCACUCGGCCGGACAUCGCAUAUGCAGUUCAACAAAUAUGCCUCUACAUGCAUGACCCGCGAGAACCACACUUCACGGCGUUGAAACGUAUUCUCCGUUAUAUCAAAGGCACGAUCUCACAAGGCCUUCACAUUACACCAUCCAAGACUACGACGCUCACGGCUUACACUGAUGCUGAUUGGGGAGGCUGCCCCAACACACGGCGAUCGACCUCUGGUUUUUGUGUGUACUUAGGUGAUAACCUCAUCUCAUGGUCAUCCAAACGCCAGCCAACAGUCUCUCGCUCCAGUGCCGAGGCAGAAUAUCGUGGUGUCGCAAAUGUGGUUGCUGAGACAAUCUGGGUACGCAAUCUCCUACUUGAGAUUCAUUGCCCGAUUCAAACUGCUACUAUUGUUUACUGUGACAAUGUUAGUGCGGUAUACUUGUCUACAAACCCAAUCCAACACCAACGAACGAAGCAUGUCGAGCUUGACAUACAUUUUGUGCGAGAAAAACUGGCGCUUGGACAGGUGCGUGUCCUCCACGUUCCUCGUCUCAGCAAUACGCCGACAUCUUCACAAAGGGACUUCCCUCCACCCUCUUCAAUGAGUUCAAGACCAGUCUCAACGUUAGAGAUCCACACGUUGUGA
Messenger RNA from Microthlaspi erraticum, 870 nucleotides. The record is from the annotation of a GenBank genome assembly. NCBI's taxonomy places the organism in Eukaryota, Viridiplantae, Streptophyta, Magnoliopsida, Brassicales, Brassicaceae.